AUGUCUAUCACUAAAUUCGUGACUGCUUUGACUAUCGUCAGUUCUGUCUUAGCUGCUGAUGCUGUUUCACAGAUCAAUGAUGGUCAAGUACAAGCCACUUUAGUCCAAACUACCCCAGGUAUGGUCCCCCCUCUAGCUCCCGCUCCAGCUCCAGUUCCAACUACUACUGCUGCCCCAGCUCCAGCUCCAGCUCCAACUUCUUCAGUUGCUCCAGCUCCAGCUCCAGCUCCAGCUACUACUAAAAAUACCCCAUGCAGUACUUGUGGUAACGCUACUGCUCCAAAGACUGUUGAAUCUACAAACACUGUAUACAAGACCAACAUUAAUACCAUUGAAGAAACUAACUACGCUACAGUUCAAGCUACUUCUCCAACUACCUCUACUUCUACUGUUUUAACAACCAAUGUCGCUACUGUUCAACAAACUACUGAAGUCACUGAAUCAUGUACUGAAACCUCAACUCAAACUAACGUUUCUACUGCUACAUUAGUUAAGACUAAUGUUGCUACCGUUGAAAAGACUAGUUUGGCUACCGUUGAAGAAACUACUCAAGCUACUGUUGAAGAAACUACUCAAGCUACUGCUACUGUUGUCAAGACCAACGUUAACACUAUCGAACAAACUAGCUUAGCUACUAUCGAAGAAACUGUUCAAGCUACUGCUACUGUCGUUAAGACUAACGUUGCUACCGUUGAAGAAACUAGUUUGGCUACUGUUAGUGAAACUGCUAACGCUACUGCUACUAUUGUUAAGACCAAUGUCGCUACUGUCGAAAAAACCAACUUAGCUACUGUGGAAGAAACCGUUCAAUCAACUGCUACUGUUGUUAAGACUAAUGUUGCUACCAUUGAACAAACUAAUGUUGCUACUGUUUUGGAAACUGUUCAAUCUACUGCCACUGAAGUUACACAAGCUACUGCCACUAUUGUCAAGACUAAUGUUAACACUGUUGAACAAACCAACACUGCUACUAUUGAAGAAACUACUCAAGCUACUGUUGAAGAAACUACACAAGCUACAGCUACUAUUGUCAAGACAAACACUGCUACUCUUGAACAAACCAACACUGCAACUGUUGAACAAACCACCCAAGCUACUGUCGAAGAAACCUUCUCAGCUACUGUUACUCUUGUUAAGACUAAUGUUAACACUGUUGAAACUACAAACUUUGCUACAAUUAACGAAACUGUUCAAGCUACCGAAACCUUAGUUAAGACUAACGAAAAUACUGUAUUUUUCACUAACAUGGCCACUGUUCAAGAAACUGUUCAAGCUACCGAAACCGUUGCUGAAACUUUAACUCAAACUUCUCUUGCAACUGCUUAUGCCACUGCUACAACUACUGCCACUGCUAUUGCUUAUGCUACUAAUACUCAAACAACUACUGAAACUUGUACCGAAACUUUAACACAAACUUCUAACAAGACUGCUACCGCUACCGCUACCGCUACUGCUGUUGAAACCUUUGUUGGUACACAAAUGACUACUGCUACUGCUACUUUAACAUCAGAAACCACUUCUACUACUACUCCAUGUACCACUGAAACCAUCGUUGAAAACAUGACUAGUGUUAUUGUCGCUCCAGAAAGUGUUGCUGUUCAAAAUGAAAAUACCCCAGCUGCUGCUCCAGUAAUGAAUACACCAGCUGCUAACACUGUUGCUCCAGUUGCUGCUACUCCAUGCAGUACUUGUGGUAAGGAAACUGAAGUUGCUCCAACUCCAGCUGCUAACACUAUGGCUCCAGUUCCAGCCCCAGCUACUCCAUGUAGUACUUGUGGUAAGGAAACUGAAGUUGCUCCAACUCCAGCUGCUAACACUAUGGCUCCAGUUCCAGCCCCAGCUACUCCAUGUAGUACUUGUGGUAAGGAAACUGAAGUUGCUCCAACUCCAGUUGCUACCAUGGCUGCUGUAGCUGUUGCUUCAAGCUCAUGCACUACUAGCUGUCUAAAGACUGUUGUUGUUCCAUGCACCUUUUCAGUUCCAAAUUUCGAAAUGAACUCUAACGGUGCUUCAGUCCCAAGCCAAACUACUUUCAAACAAGCUAGUAGCGGUCCAGUUAACACUGCUAAGGCCGGUAUUGCUGUUCAAACCGAAAACGGUGCCGCUAAAGGUGUUGCUGGUUUAGGUGUUGGUGUUGUUGCUGCUGCAGUUGCUUUACUGUUAUAA
Molecule: messenger RNA, 2166 nt
Organism: Henningerozyma blattae CBS 6284
Lineage: Eukaryota; Fungi; Ascomycota; Saccharomycetes; Saccharomycetales; Saccharomycetaceae
Exons: 1
Coding region: 1-2166 (721 amino acids)
Cellular component (GO): cell wall
Molecular function (GO): structural constituent of cell wall
Source: RefSeq, a predicted model, not a curated record